Chaetomium strumarium is the source of this 897-nucleotide messenger RNA. RefSeq lists its product as uncharacterized. NCBI's taxonomy places the organism in Eukaryota, Fungi, Ascomycota, Sordariomycetes, Sordariales, Chaetomiaceae. Gene Ontology annotation, biological process: ubiquitin-dependent protein catabolic process; protein polyubiquitination; positive regulation of proteasomal ubiquitin-dependent protein catabolic process. The transcript has 2 exons. Bases 1 to 897 code for a protein of 298 amino acids. The record is from RefSeq and is a predicted model, not a curated record. Gene Ontology annotation, molecular function: ubiquitin conjugating enzyme binding; zinc ion binding; ubiquitin protein ligase activity. Gene Ontology annotation, cellular component: ubiquitin ligase complex; cytoplasm.
AUGGAAUUAUUUGCCGACCACGUGCUCCGUGGCGUCCACCAGCAUGUCAAGAGCCAGGUGGUGCCCCGGCCCGAGCUCCGGGUCCGUCUGAAGGGCGUGCAGCAGAACCUCCGCUGCGCCCGCAUGCAGUGGUGCGCAACCUACGACGUCGAUCUCUCAGUCGACGUGGCCGAUACCUUCUCACUUGAAGAGUCGUGGCUGCAGAAAGAGACCGAGGCGUGCAUCGUCUGCUACGAGGGGAAGACGUUGGGAGAGAUGCCCGUUAAAAUCACGUCGCACUGCACGCACCCACCGAAGACAUGCAGGGACUGCCUGAAACGAUGGAUAGACGUGCGCAUUGAUAAUUAUGGGAUCUUAGAGUACUCGGAGAAGAUCGUCUGUCCAGAUUGCCUGCUGCCGCUCGGAGAGCGGGAUGUCCGGCGCGGAGCUUCCCAGGACGCAUUUGCUCGUUACGACCAGCGGGUGCUUCAACAGGUGCUUCACAAGACCCUCCGGUAUCACAACAACUUCUACUACUGUCUCGUGCCCGGGUGCGAUUCCGGACAGGUACACGACACCAACCGUCCCGAGUUCCGCUGUGUCGCUUGCUCCGCCCGUCAUUGCGUGCGACACAACCUCCCCUGGCACGAGGGCGAGACAUGCGAGGAAUACGACCAGCGAAACCCCCAGCGGGCACGAGACGAGGCGGCGUCCAAGGCGGAGAUCCGGAGUUCGACCAAGCCCUGCCCCGAGUGCUGCAUCAUGGCGUCUGCGGACACGAAUGGUGCUACGGCUGCCGAACCUCUUACGGGCGGCGGCGGCCGUAUCCCGUCGGCGGCCAUCACAGGUUACCGGCAGCAGCAGCAGCAGCAGCCCACGCGCCGGGCUGUCCCGAACGGCCCCGAAGUGUUCGCGUGA